UAAAUUCUGAAAAGAAAAUUUGGAUGAGUUAUAGAAAUAAUUCUAGUAAAGAUUAUUAUAUGUAUUAUCAAGUAGCAGGAGGUGGUUUAGAACUUUAUAAAUCUUUUGUUGAUUGUGUCAAGCGAGAAGUACUUGAAGAGACCAAAUUAGAUUUGAAAGAUUUUCACUUUAUUGCAUAUAAUGAAGGCUUUCGUAUAUUUCCUGACUGCCCAGAUCAUGAAAUCAUGUUCAAAACUGCAAUCUAUCUUACUAUUACUGAUGAAAUUCUACAAUUAACAGAACCUGACAGGAAUUCUGCAUGGGAGGCAUAUACUAUCAAUAAGUUUAAAAAUCUCAAAGUUACUGAUUCUUUACGACUUAAAGAAUCAGUAAUAAUUGAGGCUAUUAAUUCAAAAUUCAGAAAUUGUAGAAAAUGUAAGAAUGAGAUUAAUUAUGUUGAUUCUCAAAAACAAGUUAAAUUAGAACAUAAGGAACCUGAAUCUACAACAUCAUCCCCAUCUCCACUUCAAUAG
Molecule: messenger RNA, 512 nt
Organism: Cetraspora pellucida
Lineage: Eukaryota; Fungi; Glomeromycota; Glomeromycetes; Diversisporales; Gigasporaceae
Source: the annotation of a GenBank genome assembly